CGGUGAUAAGCCCCCAACCCGAGAAGGGGUGGUGCUAGAGGUGGUGACCGGAAGCGGCUGCGGUUCUCAGCCUCGGUUUAAUAGUUGUCAAGAGGAUUCAAGGCUCAAUGACGGGCGGCCUGGGAGGGUUUCUUGGAGGUUCUUGGAGAUUCUGCGGAGUCACCGGGCCAGACCCCACAAAAGGCUCUUCCUUUUGACCCCAGAAGCUCUGAGUCCACAGACACACUGCGCUUCAGCCUCCUGGGAAGAGUGGAGCUGUCAGCAGGAGAGCCCCAGGGCUGAGGUCUAUCAGGAACAUGGCAGCUAAUGCAGAUGUUUGCCAACCAGGGGGACAUGGCAACACCUGUGAGGUAUCAGUGUCAUUUGAGGAUGUUACCGUGGACUUCAGUAAGGAGGAGUGGCAGCAACUGGACUUCACUCAAAGAAGCCUGUACCAGGAUGUAAUGCUGGAGAACUACAGCCACUUGCUCUCAGUGGGAUUUGAAGUCCCCAAACCAGAGGUCAUCUUUAAGUUGGAGCAAGGACAGGAGCCAUGGAUGUUGGAGGAAGAAGCCCCGCAUCAGAGAUGUUCAGAUGGGAUUAAAGCUUCUCUAAAAAGAAGUUCUGGAAAAGCUCCAUUUCACAGAGAAACAGAGGGCCAAGCUACAAGAGAUGAGUCCUUGUGUUCCGUGUUAGAACUGUGGCAAGGUGCUGAACAGAUAAAGAGAUGCCAGGAAAAGCACACCACACCUCCGGUCCAUGCUGCUUUCAUCACUAAGAAAAUAAUGAAUGCAGAGUGGGAUUGUGAAUAUAAAGACAUUGGAAAAUGUGCUCCUCCAAACCCAAACCUUUUUCCUUCACAGAGGAGACCACAUAAACGUGACACAUUUGGGAAGCGCUUGAAGCAUGAUUUAGACCCGCAUAUUCAUAGUAAAAGCAGUGCAGCAAAGAACUUCGAUAAAAUUAUUGGACAUGGUCACGUUUUCACCCAGGGCUCUUCUUACGCUAGCCAUGAAACCAUGCACACAGGAGGGAAGUUCUGCGAAGGCAAUCAGUGUGGCAAAGUGCUCAACCUCAAACACACACUCAGUCAAAAUCUGAAGUUUCCUGCUGCAGAGAAAGCAAACACACGUAGUGAAUUGGGGAAGAUCCUCACCCAAAAGUCACGCCUCUUUGCACCCCAGAGAAUUCAUACCGUAGAAAAAGCUCGCGAACUCAGCAAGUGUGUGAAUGUCUAUACCCAGAAGCCACUGCUCAGUAUAUAUCUGAGAGUCCAUAAAGAUGAAAAGCUGUAUGUAUGUACUACAUGUGGCAAGGCCUUUAUCCAGAAUUCAGAGUUAAUGAUGCAUGAGAAAAUCCAUACUAGGGAGAAACCCUACAAGUGCAGUGACUGUGGAAAGUCAUUUUUCCAGGUGUCAUCUCUGCUCAGGCAUCAGACGACUCAUACUGGAGAGAAACUCUACGAAUGCAGUGAAUGUGGGAAAGGCUUCUCCCUCAACUCAGCCCUCAGCAUACAUCAGAAAAUCCACACCGGAGAGAGACAUCACAAGUGCAGUGAGUGUGGAAAAGCCUUUACCCAGAAAUCGACACUCAGGAUGCAUCAGCGGAUUCACACGGGAGAGAGAUCCUAUAUAUGUACUGAAUGCGGGCAGGCCUUCAUCCAGAAAGCCCACUUGAUUGCACAUCAAAGAAUUCACACUGGAGAGAAGCCUUACGAAUGCAGCGACUGUGGGAAGUCGUUCCCUUCCAAGUCACAACUCCAGAUGCACAAGCGAAUUCACACGGGAGAGAAACCCUAUAUCUGCACGGAAUGCGGGAAGGCCUUCACCAACAGGUCCAAUCUCAACACCCACCAGAAGUCUCACAGCGGAGAGAAGUCGUACAUAUGUGCUGAGUGCGGGAAGGCCUUCACCGACAGGUCGAACUUCAACAAACACCAGACCAUCCACACUGGAGAGAAGCCCUACGUUUGUGCCGAGUGCGGGAGGGCCUUUAUCCAGAAGGCAGAGUUAAUCACACACCAGAGAAUUCAUACUACAGAGAAGCCUUAUAAGUGCCCUGACUGUGAGAAAUCCUUCUCCAAGAAACCACAUCUCAAAGUCCAUCAGCGGAUUCACACAGGAGAGAAACCCUAUAUAUGUGCAGAAUGUGGGAAGGCCUUCACCGACAGGUCGAAUUUCAACAAACACCACACCAUUCACACUGGAGAGAAGCCCUAUAAAUGCAAUGAAUGCGGAAAGGGCUUUACCCAGAAAUCAGUUCUCAGUAUGCAUCGCAAUAUUCAUACCUGAAAGCAAGCCCAGUACUUGAACAUGAGAGCACCUUAUAGCACAAGUCAGGUCCAAAUAUGUGUUAGAAAAUUCCUCCAAGGCAGAUCUGUCUGAGUGAGUUGCAUUCAUCAGGCUGUCUCACCUGAGAUAAGAAGAAUUGCUCAGACUCUCUAAGAAUGCAUUGAGAGAGAAGGAAUUGCCAUUUUUGUUCAGCCUCACAAAAUAUAGCCGAAUUCAUGCCAGGAAAACUACUGUCCCUUUGAUGCAUGAGGAAAAGCCUUCCUUGAGAAAGUAGUCAGCCCUCUGUGUCCACGGAUUCCACAUCCACCAGUUCAACCAACCUUGGAUCAAAAAUAUUCUAAAAAAUAACGUGUCUAUACUGAAUAUGCACAAAUUUUUUUCUUGUUAUUAUUCCCUAAAUAAUUCAGUAUAACAACUUAGCAUUUUCAUUGUAUUAAGUAAUUGUAUAAGUAAUCUAAAGGUGAUUUAAAGUAUACAGGAGGAUGUGCAUAGCUUAUAUACAAGCUGUGUGCCAUUCUGUGUAAGGGACUUGAGCAUCCAUGGAUUUGGGUAUCCACAGGAGGUUCCUAGAACCAAUCCCCAGUGAUUCCAAGGGAUGGUGAUCAUAAGGUGAAUUGUUACCAAAUUCUUAUAGGAAGGAGAGGGCAACCUUACAUAAAUGAUAAUCAUGUUUAAUGUGUUAUAUUAAGCAAUUUAAAGUGACAAAAUGAAAGUUGAAACAAUAAUCUAUUUGACAUAUAGACCUAUUCUUAGUUCCAUAGAGCAUUUGUGGCAGAACACAUUGCACAACAACAGAAAUGGUUUAAGUAAAAUUCUCUUUUCAAAUUUAGAAUAAUUUUAUCAAAUAUGUCAGAUAUGUUUCUUACAGAACAUUUCUAUCAAGUGAAUCCAUAAUUGAGAAGUCAUUUUGGUUUUACAUGCACACACAUCUGCAGGUAUAAUUUUACACAUUAUCCUAUCAUUCAUACUGGUUUCCAUAGCAUAAUGUUCUUACCUUCUUUCACUGUGCGAAAAAUGCAUAAUCACCACAGAUUUCUCUCAUUCUAUUAUGCAUGUCCUUUUGCAAUGUUACUUUCUUGUUUCUCUUAUUAAGAGGUGGCAUCUCUACUGCUUGACUUUGAACUUCGCUAUGUAAAUUACUUUGGCCAAUGGACAUUAAAAAGAGGCUCAAGAAGUGUGAGAAGACUGCCUGAGGCUUGCACUGUCUUGUUGCUCAUUAAAAUCCAGAGAUCUCUAUGUCAGGAAGCUCAGAUCACUCUACUGUCUACUGUGGGAUGAAAACCCACACAGAGCAGAGGCAAGCCAACCUGGCUGAGGGCCCUUCAAACUAAGUAGCCUGCCAACCAUCAGACAUAGGAAUGGGCCUUCCUAGACCUCCAGCCCCAGCCAAGGCAGCCAAGCCAACCUGCAAAAUUGUGAAAUAAAAUCAUUAUCAUCUUAAGCAACUACGUUUGGGUCUAGUUUGCUGCAUAGAAAGCGCUAAGUCAUACUUGAAAGUGUAUUUUGGCAGAGAUAUUAUACUAAAUCGUUAACACAAGUGGUAUUGGCUUUGGGCCUAGAUGCAGAUGGAGACUGGAAAAACAGUGAGGAAACUGUUAAUAAAGGCUCAAAAAAAUAGCAGUCCUUGUAAUUUGGUAAGGAAACACUGCCAAAGCAGUGACCAUGCUAUGUAGACAGAUAAGAGAAUGUACCAAACGCACUUAGGCAUCUGGCUAAAUAGAUUUGCCAGUAUAUGGUAGUGUCAGUUUGCUCAUAUGAAAAGGUACAGAGAUGAACUAAAGUAAUAAUUGUGCCAUUGGCAAGCGGAGUUCAGAAGAAAUACAGAAUAUUUAGUACUUAAUGGGUUGGAAAAUAACUGUUUCACAUUACUAACCUCUCCAGCCAUCAAAAAUUUUCAAGGUUAAAAAAUAUGGCCUUAGGAUCAAAUCAUGUGUGUGUUAAGACCCUAGUUGGUGCUUGGAGGACUCUCAGCUACACUGAAGGGCUUCUGAAUAUCUUUACAACAUUGUCCCACAGUAACUUGACACACUACUCAACAUAGAAAGAGGCCUUUGGAGCAUGGAGUAGAUCCAAACCAGAUUCAUGGGAAACCCAUCAUGUUCCUUGUUGAGUUUCACCAGUGAAACUACCUCCAUGUGGGAUUAAAGGGACUGAAGCCUUUCAAACUGAAAGGUAGCCUCCUAGACUCUCCUCUUUAACUUCUGUCAACAGGAUACAAGCCAAGAAAGUUACUCAUCUGCAAUCAUGGGCCAUUCCUUAUGGGAAGUAAAGGACAUCUCAGAGGGAAGACUCAAGAACAAUGCGUCAAAAUGGACUAGGAAGCCAUUCCUAGAGAGAACUGUGCCCUAAUCCAAAAAAAAAAAUCAUUUUCCCUGGAAGUGGGAAACCUAAAAAUAUUUCUCUGGGAUUUCAGAAUUGUUAUGGAACAGUGACUAACAGGCACCUCUUGUUCCUUCUCAUUUUGAAUGAAAGUUAUUGCAGCUAUCUUGUCCCUACAUCACCAUUGUGUAUAUAUUUUGUGUGUGUGUUGGGAAGAGGGUCAUAUAACUUGUCAUUUAGCAUAUAGGUGUCUGAAUCAAGAAACAGGAGCUGUACCCAAGGAGCUCCAGCCAUAUCUGAACCUGAUACAGAAGACUUGAAAUCCUGGAUUUGAGCCUCAUGUCAUAAUUUUGAAUGAGACAUUUGGAGGUCCUGGAGUGGGGGUGAAUGUAUUUUGCAUGGAGUAGUAAUGUGAAUAAUUUGUGACCAUAGGCACAUUGUGUUAGAAAAAUUCUACAAAUUUCUCCUACCCCUAUAUGUGUUCCCAUUUUUGAGUCAUUUCUCUUUGUGUUCCAGUUAUGACAAUAUCUUUUCAUCUGUCUACAAAAUUACUGAUUUUCCCCCCACCCUGGCUCUGUCAUGUCUACUUAUGGAUCCAUUGAAGGCGUUCUUCGUCUUAGUCAUGUUUUAUAAUUUUUAUUUCCAUUUGACUCUUAUAUUUCUCAUAUUCCUACUGAAAUUUUCCAUCUCUUCAUGCUUGUUCAUGUUCUCCACUACCCCUUUGUCUUGUCUUGGGCUGCUGUAACUAAGUUCCAAAAACUAGGUGGCUUAUAAAUAGCAGAAAUGAAUUUCUCACAGUUCUGCAGGCUGGAAAUCUGAGGCCCCUCUUCUAGGUUGCAGAUUGUCAACUUCUCGUUGUAUUCUCACAUGGUAGAAGGUUGACUAGAGUUCCUUUUUUAAGCGUACUAAUCCUAUUCAUGAGGGCUCCAUCCCCAUGACCUAACUACCUCUCAAAGGCUCCACCUCCUAAUACUAUCACAUUGGUGAUUAAGAGUUCAGAAUAUAAAUUCUUGGGAUACACAUUUAGUAUGUAAUGCCCUUUGACAUUUUAAUGGUAGUUAUUUUUAAUUCCCUGACAAUUCCAAUAACUGGGUCAGCAGAGUAUGGGUUUGUUUAUUGCUUUGUAUCUUGGCAAUGGGUGAUUUUCUCUUGCUGUUUUGCAUCUAAUCAUUUUUGGUUGAAUGUUGGACAUUGUAUGUAGGGUAGUAGAGGCUGAGGUUAAAUAAUAUUUAUUCUGGAAAUAGGCAUGGCUGCGUUUCUGUUAGGCUGUUAAUGUGGUGGGAUUGAGCCUGUCUAGUCAGGACUUGGGCUGAGUUUGGGUUUUAUUGUUGCUGUUGUUCCCUUCAAUACCACAGAUUUCAAAUUACUCUUGUGUUACCUGAUAUGUGGGGUAGACACCGGUUUCCCAGAGAAUUUCUCACAAUGUUCUUGGACCACACUUGCCAUUAGGCCUUUCCUGUGUGCCUGCACAAGACCUCAAGGAGGGUCUCUCUCUCUCUCUCUCUCUCUCUCUCUCUCUCUGCUCUUGCUUUUCCUUUAGUAGUAGAUGGCUGUUAUUAUUUGGUUCUUGCUGACCUGGUGAUGCAGAACUUGUCCUAGACUAGCAUCGGUUUUUAGUCAGGCCCUGUAUCCCUGUCUUUGGAUUUUUUUCGGUAAUCCUGCUUCUUUUCUCCUGGUAGAAGGCUUUGAAUAAUCUGGGCCCAAGAUGGUUUCCUGCCCUUAUAUCAUGGAUAGAUUUUUUUUUCUACAUUUCCCUUCUAGUCACAGUGGAUCCUCACCUAUGUCCUGAGGGCAGCAAAGUUGGCUCCAUUUCUGCUAGUGACUUAAGGCUUUUGUUCCAUAGGAGAGUAGGAUCCCACUGGGGUUUUGUGUCAUAUCUGUAUUAGCAGCUGCCCCCUUACAGGUCUACACCUAAUGAAGGGAGACUUUCUCUAGUUCCCUCCCCUCUCCCACUGUUUCUUGUGAGCAGGAAGUGGAGGUCUGUAGAGAAGAGCCUGCAAGUGGGAGCCAACUACCCUUAGGUCUGCAGCUGCCAGCAGUUCUAUAUUCUUUUUUUUUUUUUUUUUUUUUUUUUUGACAGGCAGAGUGGACAGUGAGAGAGAGAGACAGAGAGAAAGGUCUUCCUUUGCCGUUGGUUCACCCUCCAAUGGCCGCCGCUGCAGCCGGCGCACCGCGCUGAUCCGUUGGCAGGAGCCAGGAUCCAGGUGCUUUUCCUGGUCUCCCAUGGGGUGCAGGGCCCAAGCACCUGGGCCAUCCUCCACUGCACUCCCUGGCCAUAGCAGAGAGCUGGCCUGGAAGAGGGGCAACCGGGACAGAAUCCGGCGCCCCGACCGGGACUAGAACCCGGUGUGCCGGCGCCGCAAGGUGGAGGAUUAGCCUAUUGAGCCACGGCGCCGGCAGCAGUUCUAUAUUCUUAUACCAUCCUACACUUAGUCUUCAGCAAUUCAUUCAACUAUUGCUGAAUUCUUACUGCUUGGAUAGUAGCCCCUUCUUCCUUCCUACUCUGCCAUGGGUAACCAGUGAUAACUUUCUGCUUGUCUUUUCUUAUAUUUCAAGAUGGUUAGUUGCUCUGUGGUCUUAGUUCUCUAGUGGGUCCAAGAAAAGAUGAUUUUAUAGAUUACUCAACUUUUUUAUUGUAAAGAUGGGAGCAGUGCUCUUUCCAGAUGUCUACAUCCUAGGCAAGCCAAAAGUCUGGACAUUACCCCCUUGGCCACUACUAUCAGAUUGUAUGCCCCUUUCCAAUGUGACUUUGCCACUUCACCCAUCAAGAGGUGGAAUCUAUUUCUCCAGCUCUUGAAACUGGGCUUGGACAUUUCUUUGAGCUGUAGGACAUCAUCAAAUAUGACCCAAGCAGAAGUUUCAUAAGUACUUGCACGUUGAGGUUUGCCCACCCUUGCUGCUCUUGGAAAUCCUGAGCCCGCAUGUGAAAAAGUCUAGGCUGUGGUGUUGUAAGAUGAUAUAGCUCACAGAGUGAUGGAGCAGUGACCAGUCAUCCUAGUUGAGGUGCCCUAGACCAACCAGAUUUUCAACUGCCAGAGGUGGUAUUUGAGAGCCUGUCUGUGACAUUCACAGAAGACAGUUUUUCUGAGAAGUGUUUCAACAGAGGACUUGUCCAAACUGUAGAUCAGUUCAUAUGAGGAUGGAAAUUGUUUCUUGAUUUUGUGACAAGGAGGUCAUUGUUGACUGAUGAGUAAUAUUUUAGAAAUGAAUUAAACUAAAGAAAGCAAUUGAGCAAACCUGGAGGAAUUUAUGAAUUCAGGUAAUAGUACUUCACCAUAAAGCAACUCUUCUGAUAGAAAAAUAUUAAGUCAUUGGGCUGGAUUGCUCCAUGGUGGUCUAGGUUAUACUGAGAAAUGAGAGUUGGCCAAAAGUAGAAGUUUUGUGACAUUUGAAAGGCCAAAAGGAAGGAGCAACCGUUACUCUCAAAGUCUUUGUGAUUAGAUACAGUGAAGGGCAGAUGCAGAGCUAGCCAGCGGGUUAUGAAUUUUCCUCACUCACCUACCCUAUCUGCAACCCUUCCUUCCAGCUCCCAGCCCUGGAGAUCAGCAUUAGUCUCGUGCCUACCAUUAGUUACUUGGCUGCAGACACACAAAGCUAACAGCUUCUCAUCGAUUUCUCCAUCCACUCUCUCUCACUAUCCCACCUCGACAGCUGGAUGUGCAUGGCUUCUCAGAUUUCCCUGAAAGUUCUUACUCAUGCUAAUGUUUCAAAGGGGCUGAGUUAGUGACUUCUCUGACCUUCCAGUUCUUCCUUCCAUGCCUCUACUUCCCCAGCUACUUCUAUAAAUUGUGAGAUCCAAUUAAUAUUUUUAAAUCUUUUAUUCCAUAUAUUCAUGGUGAUUAUGCUUCCCUGAUUGGGACAAGUUCCUAAGAGCUUGGUACAUGUUGCUCUUCUAAAAUUGAGAUAUGCCAUUUAGAAAUCUUAGAUGAACUUGCUCUGUUUUUCCCUUGUAUAUAAUGUACCUUUUUGCCUCAUGCUUCUUUUUUAAUUCUUGAAGAUAAGAAUCCAUGAAAGCAUAUUCUUGGUCCUGAUUUUGGUGUAUGAAUUUUACCUAGGUUAUAGUGAGCCAUUCAUUGAUUUCAGGGAAGUUUUAUUUUGCUUAAUAUUUUUUUUCUGAUACACUUCUUCAGGGAUAUCAAUUUCACAGAUAUAAGCUGUGUCUUUGUCAUCUUGCAUUCAUUUUGUGCCAUUCUACAUUCCUUUUAUGUCAUCAUUCUUUUGUGUUUGUGUGAUUGGCUCUUGCCUCCUGUUCAGAGGCAGUUCUCCAUGAACCUCAUUUUUCUUCAUGUUAAACAGUAACAACAAAUCUGCUCAGAUUUAUUUACAUUGCAGAAUAAUAAAAACAGAGAAUUUCUCCUUCCUUGUGGACAUUUCCAGAGAAGAUGGGCAAUAAAACAAUAUAACAGUAUUUCUCCCACAUCUUAAUUAUGUACAUUUUCAAUUGUAAAAAUAUUGAAAGAACAGCACAAUAGAUACAUACAGUUUUUAUCUAGAUUUAGUAAUGUGUAUGUACAUUUUUCCUGAAAUAUUGAUGAUAAGUUAUAGAUACUAAUAUUACACCCGUAAGUGAUUGAACAUCCAUCUGCUAAAAAUGGACAGUCUCCCACAUAACUGGGAUAUCAUUUUCAGCCUAAUUUUAUGAUUUCCAAUAUCCAGUCCAUUUUCAAAUUUCUCCCAUUGUCCCCAAAAUAUAUUUUAUAGCUUUAUUGAGCUAUAAUUAGCAUAUAAUAAAUGUAACUUAUUUAAAGCAUAUGAUUUAGUUUUGACACAUGUACACCUUUCAUAGCAUAAUUACAAUAAAAAUAUUGAAUGCAUCUAUCACUCGCCCUCCUCACAUCAUUGCCCCAUCCAUAGGCAACCAAUGAUCUGCUUUCUGUCAUUAUAGAUUAGUUUGCAUUUUCUGUAAUUUUAUGUAAGUAGAAUCACAUUGUGGGUUCUCUGGCUUAUUUCAUUCAGCAUAAUUUUGAUAUUCAUUUGUAUUCUUACAUGUAUCUAGAUUCAUUCAUGCAUUUUUAUUUCUACAUGAUAUUUCAUUGUAUGGAUAUACCCAAAUUUGUUUAUGCAUGUAUUGAUGGAAAUUUGUUUCUAGUUUUGGACUAUUUCAAAUAAAACCAUUAUGAAUAUUUGUACACACA
Molecule: messenger RNA, 9724 nt
Organism: Oryctolagus cuniculus (rabbit)
Lineage: Eukaryota; Metazoa; Chordata; Mammalia; Lagomorpha; Leporidae
Gene: ZNF81
Product: zinc finger protein 81
Biological process (GO): negative regulation of transcription by RNA polymerase II; regulation of cytokine production; regulation of immune system process
Cellular component (GO): nucleoplasm
Molecular function (GO): RNA polymerase II cis-regulatory region sequence-specific DNA binding; DNA-binding transcription repressor activity, RNA polymerase II-specific
Source: RefSeq, a predicted model, not a curated record